AUGGCACCCACCGACUCGCCUUCCCUCGACAUCAACGUCGCGCGCCCGUCCUCAGAUCUCCAGGACCCGCGCAGAGACGAAGUCGAGGUCGAAUUGGAGAACUUCUCUGAGGAUGUCUCAUCCCAAGGCCGACAGCAGGAGAUCGAUAGGAAGAGGAACCGUGUUCUGCUGGCGUCGGCGAUCCUACAACUUCCAAUCUGGGGCUUUGCAAUGAGCUACGGCGUGUUCCAAGAAUACUACUCGAAAGCGCAUUUCCUGAAGGGCGGGCAUUCGGCCACCGGUGUGAUCGGCACGACGUCCAACGGCGUCGUGUACCUGACGAUGCCGUUCCUCUUCGCCGCCUUCAGCCAACGCUACGCGCGGUACCGGCACGCGGUCGCGCUGACGGGUGUGGCGCUUGCUUUCAUCAGCUUCCUGCUGUCCUCGUUCAGCACGCACGAGUGGCACCUCGUGGCAACCCAAGGCGUGCUCGCCGCCCUGGGCAGUUCGUUGAUCUACAGCCCCACGACGCUCUCUCUCGGCGAGAGCUUCACGACCAGCAACCGCGCAGUGGCGUACGGCCUCGUCUUCUCGUGCAAGAACAUCGUCGGCUCCACGUGUCCGUUCCUCUUCGGGUAUCUGUUGGACCGCUACGGCUUCCGCACCACGAUGCGCAUCUGGACCGCCAUCAUCACGGGAAGCAGUUUGGGCGCCAUCUUCCUGAUUCCGCCGGUCCAGCAACACGCUUCGACGGCAGACGCAGAGCGACCGCGAUCGCGCCACACGCCGUGGCACUUCCUCAAACAUCAGACCUUCUACGUCUACUGCGUCGCCACGAUCAUGCAGAGUUCCGGCUACGGCCUCCCGCAGACGUACCUCAACUCGUAUGCCCAGGACGCCGGCUCGCUGUCGCAGACCUCGGGGACCCUGCUUCUGGGUCUGUUCAACAUCCCCGGCAUUGUCUCUAGCUCGUUCUUCGGCUAUCUGAGCGACAACAAGCGGUAUCCGCUCUCCGCAAACACCGUGACGUGGGUUUCCAGCAUCAGCUCCGCCCUGGCUGUCUUCUUGCUCUGGGGCCUGGCGCCACGCACGAGUAUGGCCGCGCUCACGAUGUUCUCCAUCACCUUCGGCUUCUUCGCCAGCGGAUAUAGUGCCACGUGGGGCGGCGUCAUCAAACAGCUGGAGCACGAGUCCGCGGACAGAAACGAGGCGAUCGAUAUAGGUGUCGUGUAUGGCUUGUUGAACGGCGCUAGGGGGCUCGGAUACGUGAGCGGUGGUCUGGCCGGUGUGCAGCUGCUGAAGACCGGAACCCUGAACGGUCCGGCAAACUCGGGAUACGGAACCGAAUACGGGCCCUUGAUCAUCUUCACCGGAUUGGCCUCCGUCUUUGGUGGUUGGAGUCUGAUGUGGAAGUGCGGACGACUGAUUCUCUAA
Molecule: messenger RNA, 1413 nt
Organism: Capronia coronata CBS 617.96
Lineage: Eukaryota; Fungi; Ascomycota; Eurotiomycetes; Chaetothyriales; Herpotrichiellaceae
Exons: 2
Coding region: 1-1413 (470 amino acids)
Biological process (GO): transmembrane transport
Cellular component (GO): fungal-type vacuole membrane
Molecular function (GO): transmembrane transporter activity
Source: RefSeq, a predicted model, not a curated record